Messenger RNA from Diaporthe amygdali, 1914 nucleotides. Its product is annotated as WH1 domain-containing protein. The record is from RefSeq and is a predicted model, not a curated record. NCBI's taxonomy places the organism in Eukaryota, Fungi, Ascomycota, Sordariomycetes, Diaporthales, Diaporthaceae. Gene Ontology annotation, molecular function: actin binding. Bases 1 to 1914 code for a protein of 637 amino acids. The transcript has 3 exons.
AUGCCGUCCAUCCUCAGCGAUGCCGACAAGGAGACCGUCAAACGCUUCGUGCCCAAGCAGAGCAACAAGAUCCAGGCGGUGGCAGUAGCACGACUCUACGUUGCUUACCCGAACAGAUCAAAAUGGACAUACACAGGCUUGCAGGGGGCUGUCGUGCUUUCCAACGACCUUGUUGGGAACACGUAUUGGCUCAAGAUGGUUGAUAUAUCCCCCGCCAUGCGAGGGGUUGUAUGGGAUCAGGAGAUAUUCGACACGUGGAGCUACAACCAGGACCGAACAUUCUUCCACUCCUUCGAGCUAGAGGACUGCGUGGCUGCCCUGUCUUUCGUCGACGAGAAGGAAGCGAAGCAAUUCAUGAAGAAGAUGAACGACAGGGAAAAGAACGCAAGUAAAGCUACCAAGGCGACACCAUUCGGAGGAGUAGCUCCAGGAGCGGGCGCCGGCCACCACAAGCACAGUCUGCUGGGUGGCAUCUUCGGAGGACAUAAGCAUGCCUCUGCACCAACGCCGCCCGACUCUCCUCGCAAUAGCGCUCCUCCAAUCGGUCACUUCCACAGACAGUCAUCUGGGAGCAAUGGACACAGGUCCGAGUUUGCAACCCUCGAGGCCUUUGAUCCGGAAUGGAGAGAGCAUUUUGGCGACGACCUGAGAAGUAAAGGCCUUACGGAUGACUUCAUAAAGGACAAUCAGGACUUUAUCGUCGAUUUCCUCAAGCAAGAGCAGGCUCAAACGAAGCACUCGACCCCUCCACCGCCACCGCCUCCGGUCAACGGGACCGGAUCCAGAGCCCCUCCCCCUCCACCGGCACCACGACGAGGCGGCGCUCCUCCACCACCUCCAGCACCAAGAAGGUCUGGGAAGACUGAGCCGGCCGCCGUCGCUAGGGAGCCGACGCCUCCUCGCGAUCCAUCACCACCAAGGCCCAAAUUCCACGUUCCUCCACCGCUUCCUGAUGCCGGGAAGCUCGCGCGCUCUGAUACAGCCAGGGCGCCUGCACCCGGCCCUCCUCCUCCACCACGACCAGCGAAGUCUCCCAUUGAAGAUACCAGAGAACCGGGCCACAAGUUCGGCGUGCCCCCACCAUUUCAAGGACAAAGAAGUGUCCCACCGCCACCGCAAAGUCGUGGCCCCGUGCCUCCUCCGCCUCCGUCGCGAGAGACGAGCGCUAUCCCGCCAGGUCCGCCACCACCACUUCCUCCGAAAGCGCCUGGCUCGGCCGCACCGCCUCUCCCUCCUCCGACUUCGCGACCAGUCCCGGGUCUACCCACGAGAAGUCCCGCAGGACCUCCUCCCUUACCAGCUUCCAGCGCCCCGGCCGCACCACCACCGCUGCCAGCUUCUGCAGCGCCACCUCCACCGCCGUUGCCAGCAACAAACGCACCUCCACCGCCUCCAUUGCCUCCGACCAAUGCCCCGGCUGCCCCUCCUCUGCCACCACCAUCCUCAAGUGGGCCGCCGCCGCCGCCUCCGCUGCCGCCUGCAACUGGCGCGCCAAGCGGAAUACCACCGCCGCCGCCACCACCACCAGGUGGAAUGGCCGGCGUCCCCCCGCCCCCAGGACCGCCCCCGCCACCCGGGCCGCCUCCACCUCCAAAUCGCGACUCAGGUUACUCAUCCGGUGUUCCAGCAGCGGCCGGCGCCGAUCCCAGCCGCGCAGCAAUGCUGGACGGCAUAACGAAGGCUGGCGGUAUUGGUGCUCUGAAAAAGGUCGACAGGUCUCAGAUCCGUGACAGAAGCGGAGCACAAGUUGGAGGCAGCAACGAUACAGGACCACAUGGGAGUGGGCUGCCGCCAGCAGGGGUCACGCCAGCAGGGGGCGGCGGUAUGGCCGAUGCUUUGGCUGCAGCUCUUGCGGCCAGAAAUAAAAAGGUUGCUCAUAGUGACGAUGAAGAUGAUGACAAUGACUGGGAUUAG